Messenger RNA from Aphanomyces astaci, 3864 nucleotides. RefSeq lists its product as hypothetical. Gene Ontology annotation, biological process: glucan catabolic process. The coding region runs from base 1 to 3864 and encodes 1287 amino acids. The record is from RefSeq and is a predicted model, not a curated record. The transcript has a single exon. NCBI's taxonomy places the organism in Eukaryota, Oomycota, Saprolegniomycetes, Saprolegniales, Verrucalvaceae. Gene Ontology annotation, molecular function: beta-glucosidase activity.
AUGAAGGUUUUGCUUGCGCUUGUGGCGCUGCCGUAUGCGACGGGAGCUACGGACUUCAAUGCGGAAGCCAAAGUCAUUGUGGAUGGAAUGACCAUCGACCAACUGAUCGGCCAAAUGACGCAGGUGAACAUUAACUAUGUCAUCCAAGACCAGAACGCGAAAAAGGUGGUCGAUCCGUCCAAAGUCGAGGAGCUGGCCAACCAGCGCAUCGGGUCGUACUUGAACUCGCCCUUCAGCCUAUCGACGGCUGCAAACGUCACGGGAUGGAGCGCCACCGAAUGGCGCAGCGCGAUCAGUCAGAUCCAGACCACGCACAAAGCAACGACGGGCCACCCCAUCAUUUACGGUGUGGAUUCGCUGCAUGGCGCCAACUACGUCCAGAACGCCGUGCUGUUUCCUCACCAAAUCAACGUCGGCGCCACGUUCGACCCAGCCUUCGCCAGCCAAAUGGGGCGCUUUGCCGGGCGAGACACGCGAGCUGCGGGAAUUCAUUGGAUCUUUGGGCCGUGCUUGGAACCCGCCCGCCACAAAGGCUGGCCGCGCAUCAUGGAGACGUUCGGGGAGGAUCCGACGGUCGUGGCGGACAUGGGGCGAGCCAUCGUGCAGGGUAUCCAGAGCAACAACGUGGCCGCGUGCUUCAAGCACUACAUCGGGUACUCAGGGAGUGCGUCGGGAAAAGACCGCGACCCCGUGACCCUGAGCAAGCACGAGCUGCUCAACAUCUUCAUGCUGCCGUUCAAAGCCGUGAUUGACGCCGGGAUCAUGACCGGCAUGGACUCGUACAUUGCGUUGAAUGGCGUCCCCACCUCUGCGAACCGGCAAACGUCCAUCGACUUGCUGCGCACGGAUUUGAAGUUUGACGGGUUCUUGGUGUCGGACUGGGAAGAGAUUUACAUGAUGGAGUACUUCCACAAAUACGCAACCGACAGACAAGACGCCGUGUUCAAAGCCAUGUCCAACUCGUCGUUAGAUAUGAGCAUGGUCCCGACGGACACGAGCUUCAUUGGGAUCAUGAAGACCCUUUACGACAGUGGAAAGGUCUCCCUCGAUCGCAUUCGCACGUCAGCCCAACGCAUUGUCAAAGUCAAACUGCAGCUCAACCUGUACAACGACCCCGUGCCUGGGGCGGACUUAGUCAAUGCUGUGGGCGAUUUCGACAGUCAAAGUGCCGCCUUGGAAACAGCCAAGGCGUCGCUGGUGCUGGUCAAAAACACGAACAACGUGCUGCCGCUAGACCCCGCCAAGUCUUUCUUCUUCACGGGGCCCUCCAUUGACGACAUUGGGCUCCUUUGCGGAGGUUGGACCAUCCGCUGGCAAGGGGUCCAGGGUACCAGCAACUUCCCAGCGUACGGUCGAACGAUCCAAGCGGCCAUGAGUGCCGUGGUGGGCAAUGCCACGCGAGCUCAGUUCUACCAAGGAGUCAGCAUCGAAGGCACGUGGUGGGACAUCAACUUGGCCAAGCAGAAGGCCCAAGCCGCCGACUACACUGUGAUUGCGCUGGGGGAGCGGACGUACGCCGAAGAGCCGGGCAACUCGGACCCGUAUGAGCUGCCCACGGGACUGACCGACUACGUCAAGGCCCUCGCCACAACGGGCACAAAGAUCAUUUUGGUGCUGGUGGAAGGGCGCCCUCGCUUGUUGAGUGGCAUUGCAGACCUCGCUGCAGCUGUGCUGUACGCGGGUCUGCCCUGUGAAUUGGGUGGGGAAGCCAUCUCGAGCGUGCUGUUUGGUAGCACAAAUCCCAGCGGACGAAUGGUGAUGACGUACCCUAAAUCAACAGACCAAAACAACCUGGCCACGCCGUACUACGGACGAGUGGGGGACGAGUGUGUCGUCGGCGGAGUCACGACGCAUUGUCCGGUGGAAUGGCACUUUGGCCACGGGUUGAGUUACACGUCGUUUAGCUACUCGGAUGCUCAGUUGUCAGUCACGAACCUGACGCCGUCGUCGAGUGAGACGACGGUGACCGUCACCGUGACAAACGAGGGCAGCAUUACCGGCAAGGAGUCGGUGCUGCUGUUUGUGUCGGCGCCCGGGGGGCCUGAAACGAGAUUGCUCAAGAAAUACACCAAGGUCGAGCUGAUACCAGGGCAAUCCAAGGAGGUGAGUUUUACGCUUUCUCCGGAUGACUUUGGCAAAUACGUCAACGAAAUCGGUCAAGGGCUGCGAAAAGAGGCAACUGCUGGAACGUACUACGUGUCACUCAAAUAUGACACCCUUUGCAAUGCAGCCACCCUUGGCCCCCACUGUAAGGCCUUCACGUGGAACAGUGCCAGUGCCCCAACUGGCACUUUUUACAAGCUUCACGUGGACGCGUACAACUUUGUGCUUGCAAACCCGUCCUCGGAGCCAGUCGUGUUUGUCGCCGACGUUGCCAAUGCGCCUGCGCAAGAGUGGUCUUUUGACAGCGCCACGAGUCAAGUCGUGAAUCACGGCACUGGCCGCUGUUUGGAUGCAUGGGAGCCCAAGAAUGGCGGGGCGGUCCACACGUGGGAUUGCAGCGCCAACAAUAUCAACCAAUAUUGGUCGUACGAAGCCACGACAAAGCAACUCCGACACAAGACACACGCGGACUACUGCUUGGACAUUGGUACGCCUACUGGCACGAAGCCUCACUUGUGGCAGUGCCACACUAGCACGCAUCCGGAUGUCAAGAACCAGCAACUUACCCUUCUAUCGCCCUCCCUCGACCGAGUGGUGACCAACACGGCCUUCGGAACCGUACUGACGGCCGUGGGGGAUGCUGCCAUUGCGUUCCAGCCGCUCGUGGCUUCCAGUGCGACGCAGCUAUGGCAACUGGACUCGUCUCAACUGCUUCGGUCGACGGGGGCCCCCAACAAGUGCGUGGAUGCAUACAAGCCUGAGAAUGGUGGACCCGUGCAUUUGUGGGACUGCGAUGCUACCAAUGUCAACCAGCUAUGGACGUACGACGCCACCACAAAGCAACUCCAACACAAGACACACAUUGGGUACUGCUUGGACAUUGGUACGCCUACUUGCACGAAGCCUCACUUGUGGCAGUGCCACGCAAGCACGCAUCCGGAUGUCAAGAACCAGCAACUUAACCUCCUGUCGCCCGCCCUCGACCUAGUGGUGACCAACACGGCGUUCGGAACCGUACUGACGGCCGUGGGGGAUGCUGCCAUUGCGUUCCAGCCGCUCGUGGCUUCCAGUGCGACGCAGCUGUGGCAACUGGACUCGUCUCAACUGCUUCGGUCGACGGCAGUCACCAACAAGUGCGUGGAUGCAUACAAGCCUGAGAAUGGUGGCCCCGUGCAUUUGUGGGACUGCAGUGCUACCAACGUCAACCAGCUAUGGACGUAUGACGCCACCACAAAGCAACUCCGACACAAGACACACGUGGACUACUGCUUGGACAUUGGAACGCCUACUGGCACGAAGCCUCACUUGUGGCAGUGCCACGCAAGCACGCAUCCGGAUGUCAAGAACCAGCAACUUAACCUCCUGUCGCCCGCCCUCGACCUAGUGGUGACCAACACGGCGUUCGGAAGCGUACUGACGGCCGUGGGGGAUGUUGCCAUUGCGUUCCAGCCGCUCGUGGCUUCCAGUGCGACGCAGCUGUGGCAACUGGACUCGUCUCAACUGCUUCGGUCGACGGGGGCCCCCAACAAGUGCGUGGAUGCAUACAAGCCUGAGAAUGGUGGACCCGUGCAUUUGUGGGACUGCGAUGCUACCAAUGUCAACCAGCUAUGGACGUACGACGCCACCACAAAGCAACUCCAACACAAGACACACAUUGGGUACUGCUUGGACAUUGGUAGCCCCUCGGGCGAGUCACCGCAUCUGUGGACGUGCUUGCCUACGACCCUCGCUGACGUGAAGAACCAGGUGUUUGUGUUUUAG